CGUAAACUCAAAACGACAGUCUCUGUCGGGGCUGUUAUUGUUCGGUUUGAAGAGUUUGGGGGAGGUCGGUGCUUUGUUUUUAUUUUGGGGGGGGGGCUGUAAGCUACCACUAGCAGGCUAAUUCCACUCAAAAAAAAAACACCUGCAUGCCACCAUUUUAACAACACAGCAUCAUAUUUAUCCAGGUGGUGGUAAAGCUAACAAGUUAGUCCCCAAAGUAGCUGAUGGAUGCGCGGGUAUCGGAGUUGUUUUGCUCAGGAAAUGGACACGGUGCUGCGUCCAACGGCAAACCGGGCAAUGGCUAUUCGGUAGCCCCCAAAAAAGCUUGUGUGAAGAACAACAAGAAAUCCAAGGCUCGAUACUCUCGCAACUUCAAACCAAGCAAUAACACCCCGUAUCUACCUCCAGAGGCUGAAGAGGGAAAUAUAGAGUACAAGUUGAAGUUGGUGAACCCCACACAAUACCGCUUCGAGCACCUGGCAACACAAAUGAAAUGGCGACUGCAGGAGGGUCGAGGGGAGGCUGUUUAUCAAAUAGGUGUUGAGGAUAAUGGCAUGCUGGUGGGACUAUCAGAGGAAGACAUGAGGGCAUCACUAAAGACGCUUCAUAAGCUGGCAGAAAAAGUUGGCGCUGACAUCACCGUCCUCAGAGAGCGAGAGGUGGACUAUGAUUCUGAUGUGCCUCGUAAGAUUUCUGAGGUUCUCAUUCGCAAGGUGCCAGAUGACCAGCAGUUCUUGGACCUGCGAGUAGCUGUACUGGGUAACGUGGACUCUGGAAAGUCCACUCUGUUGGGUGUUUUGACACAGGGUGAGCUGGACAAUGGGCGGGGAAGAGCGAGGCUCAACCUCUUCAGACAUCUACAUGAGAUCCAGACUGGACGCACUUCAAGCAUCAGCUUUGAAAUCCUUGGCUUCAAUAGUAAAGGAGAGGUUGUGAAUUACAGCGAGUCUCGGACAGCAGAGGAGAUUUGUGAGUGUGCCUCUAAAAUGAUUACAUUCAUUGAUCUGGCGGGUCACCACAAGUACUUGAAGACCACCAUCUUCGGUCUCACCAGCUACUGUCCGGAUUUCGCUAUGCUGGUCGUCAGCGCAAAUACCGGCAUUGCUGGUACAACACGGGAGCAUCUCGGAAUUGCCAUGGCCCUGAAGGUGCCUAUCUUCAUCGUCAUCAGUAAGGUGGACCUUUGUACGCGGGCCACAGUGGAGCGCACUGUGCGGCAGUUGGAGCGCGUCUUGAAGCAGCCGGGCUGCAACAAGGUGCCCAUGGUCGUAGACAGUACUGAUGAUGCAGUCACAGCAGCACAGCAGUUCGCCCAGUCACCCAACAUCACACCCAUCUUCACCUUGUCCAGUGUGUCUGGAGAGAGUCUAGACUUGCUCAAGGUCUUCUUCAACACCAUCCCUCCUCUCAGCAACAGCAAGGAGCAGGAAGAGCUUAUGCAACAGCUAACUGAGUUUCAGGUGGAUGAGAUCUACACAGUGCCAGAGGUGGGGACUGUGGUGGGAGGUACUCUGUACAGUGGUAUUUGCCGUGAGGGGGAUCACCUUGUGGUAGGGCCGACAGAUUCAGGCCAGUUUCACAAGUUGACCAUCGGUAGCAUCCAAAGGAAUCGCUCGGCGUGCAGGGUACUCAGGGCCGGCCAGGCUGCCACACUUGCCCUGGGCAACUUCGACCGGUCAUUACUACGCAAGGGCAUGGUGAUGGUGAGUCCGGAGAUGGAUCCUACUAUCUGCUGGAUGUUUGAGGCUGAGAUUGUGCUGCUCUUCCAUGCCAAGACCUUCCACAAGGGCUUUCAGGUUACUGUGCACAUUGGCAAUGUGAGACAGACCGCCACUGUGGAAGCUGUGUACGGCAAGGAGGAGCUGAGGACAGGGGAGAAAGCAGUGGUUCUAUUCAAGUUUAUCAAGCACCCAGAGUACCUGAAGGUCGGAGCUAAGGUGCUCUUCAGAGAGGGCGUGACCAAAGGGAUCGGCCACGUCACCAAGCUGCAGCCCAUCGCCCAGUACGGGCCAUCCCAAAGCGAGGAUGACGAAGCCUGAAGUUUCUCGGAGAACCACAGCGGAGAACCACAGCAGAAAACUCCGUCCUACCAAAAACGAGGUGCUUUAUGAACAACCUCCUGCUUUCUCAAAGACCACUGACCCGUUCUCUGCGCAGUACUUCUCUUUCACAGGAUUUGUUUUAUCACCAUUUUCCAAAGCCUUGUUGUCACCAGCCUCCUCAUUUGUCCUCUUCAGCCUUUUAAAUACCUAUUAACUGAUAUUUUAGUCUGCUUUCUGGUGUUGAGGUGUAAAGAAUGAUGCUUUUCAUGGCACUGAUGAGAGGAAACCCCCUCACGCAUUCACUUAGGACUACCAAAGUAAUAUUGAUUGUCAAGAACACAUAUUUGCAAUGCACAGAUCAAUACGUGGCAACCAGGAAGUUGUUUUCUCACACCCACUUUGAAGUGCUACUUAUAGAUAGAUACAUAGAUAGAUAUACUUUAUUGGUCCAUUACAGUUUACGCCUAAAUGCACUCCUAACUCACUUCAGUAAGAUGCAGACACACACUUGCACUGAAACAUACUGUAAAUGCCAGCGUUGACCUUUGGCAGAUAAAUCGUUUACAAAGUCAACUGUAUGAGAUGCUUGGACAUUAAGGUGUAACCUAUAUCACCAGUGUCUUACUUGUCAUCCCCCCACAGCAGCUUGUCUGUGUUACCAGCAUAGUGCCUGACUGAUAACGACACGCCUCUGAUCUCACUGUAUUUGAAUAUUCUCAAAUCAGACCAUUUUCUUAGUAACCACUAAGGGAUUAUGUGAGAUAAUGGUGAAAGCUUCAGGAAGGGUUUUCUUUUUGGUUCUCAGACACAGCUUAUUAGUUGUAUAUAAGCUAAACCAUCUUCAAGCUAUAUUGCUGUCAAGGGCACUUUAUGAAGAUAAAAGGAGAGCAUUGCGAGGUAUGCAAAGUUGGAACUUGACCCAUUUUGUGUGUCAGCCUGCCAAUAUAACUCACACUGGCAAUCACCUAGUAACUGGUUUUGGUAUGUCACAUGUCUAUAAGAAUUAUUUUUUUCUAUUCACAAAUAAUGCCUCACGAUAGUGCAGUGAGAUGGCAAUGAUCUCGCUGCCUGUCUUUCAAGUGCUUUAGUUACUCAGGUCAGUGUAGAUAUCGUAUUAGACAGCAUUCCACUCUCACAGAACUGCUCCAUUGGAGGGGGGGAGGGGGUGUGAGGAAAAAAAAGAGGGGUUUGGGUUUCUUCCAAAGCGAUGUUUGAUUAUGGAUUCUGUAGUAUGUGAAGCUGCCUACUGAUGCAGCUUCGUUUAAAAGCAAUUAUGUUUGAGGUACUUCGUCUCUUCAUUUACGUUACUGAUGUCACUAUUUUUGAAGGGGUUUAACACAGUGCCUGGUGGAACUACUGUUAGAGUAGCCUUCCAUUACACCCCCCAGUUUUAUGACUUAGUAAACAAUCUUAUUAAGUUGGUGCUACUCCUUUCAACAACUUUUGAUAUUUAGAAGACUGAAAAUGAAUGGCUACUGUUGGCCUUAUUAUUUGUCUUAUCAUAGCAUGUUGAUGUGACUUAUAGAUUGUCCCACUGACACCGGUGAUAGAGAGGACAACUGAAAUGUGUGCCCUGUUUUGUUGCACCCACGUUGUUAUGCACAGUUUGUGUGCACUCAAAGAGAGGAAAACUAAAAGCAACCAAAAUAUUUUAUAGCCUUUAUGAAGUUAUAUCAGGUGUUUGUUUUAAUGCAUUUGAGUAUUUUAUAGAUUUGUAGUAGUUCCAGAUUUUACAGUUCAUUCAGACACGUUUUUCACUGUUUUUGCAGUCUUCUUAAUGACACCAACACAUCUUCACUUUUUUGAAAUCACAUUUAAGACCUUCCUUCUAAUUAAAAUUGUAAUAUUUUGAUCUUUAUUUGGGUGAAAUGCAAUAUUUAUGUACAGAUCUAAUUUGUGUAUCAUGAUAUACAUGAAUAAAACUUUUAUUGUCUCUUUA
Messenger RNA from Morone saxatilis (striped sea-bass), 3981 nucleotides. RefSeq names its product GTP binding protein 2a (gene gtpbp2a). The transcript is spliced from 12 exons. The record is from RefSeq and is a predicted model, not a curated record. Gene Ontology annotation, molecular function: GTP binding; GTPase activity; translation elongation factor activity. Bases 225 to 2039 code for a protein of 604 amino acids. NCBI's taxonomy places the organism in Eukaryota, Metazoa, Chordata, Actinopteri, Moronidae. Gene Ontology annotation, biological process: translational elongation.